This is a messenger RNA of Mucor velutinosus, 711 nucleotides long. RefSeq lists its product as uncharacterized. The record is from RefSeq and is a predicted model, not a curated record. The coding region runs from base 1 to 711 and encodes 236 amino acids. Gene Ontology annotation, cellular component: cytoplasm. Gene Ontology annotation, biological process: ubiquitin-dependent protein catabolic process; protein deubiquitination. The transcript has 7 exons. Gene Ontology annotation, molecular function: cysteine-type deubiquitinase activity. NCBI's taxonomy places the organism in Eukaryota, Fungi, Mucoromycota, Mucoromycetes, Mucorales, Mucoraceae.
AUGGCAGAAGAAAAUACUGAAAACAAACCUAUUCAAAGAUGGGUUCCUCUUGAAGCUAACCCAGAGGUCUGGAAUGAGAUUAUUCAUAAAGCAGGCGUUGAUCCCAAGUACAACUAUGUUGAUGUCCUGGGCCUUGACCCUGAAUUGUUGGCCAUGGUGCCUCCAAAUGUAGAGGCUGUCGUCUUUUUAUUUCCCAUUACAGAGGCAUACGAAAAGUUUAAGGAUGAAGAAGAGGCUCAUUUGAUCAAGUUGGAGCAAAGCAUUAGCCCCGAUGUUGUCUUUUUCAAGCAGACAAUCGCCAACGCGUGCGGCAUGAUUGCAUUGUUGCAUUCUGUAGCAAGCAAUGACAAUGAAAUUGUCGGUCCUGGUUUGUUCAACGACAUUAUUGAAGAGGCCAAAAAUAUGUCUGUCGAAGAACGUGUGGAGUUGUUGGAGAAUUCAAAAGAGUUGGCUCAGUUGCAUGCCUCUGCUGCUAUUGAGGGUCAAACAGCGGCUCCUUGUAGCGAUGAUUCCAUUGAUCUACAUUUUAUCUGCUUCAUCGAGGAAGAUCAACAUUUGUACGAGCUGGAUGGAAGAAAGCUGUUUCCCAUUAACCAUGGAAAGUGCACAAAUCUUGUCGAGAGUGCUGCCAAGGUCAUGAAGCAAUACAUGGCAAGAGACCCUAAUGAAACUAACUUCAGUGUCAUGGCACUGUGCAAGACUGAAGAUUAG